GUUCACCACCAUGUCAAAAUGGCGGGAUGUGCCUUCGACCACAGCUCUGUGUAUGUAAGCCAGGGACAAAAGGUAGCACUUGUGAGGAUACUACAAAACAAGAAACCAAAUCCACUGGGGAACCAGGUCCUGUGAUUCCAUCAUGGCCUAUUCCCCAGCGCUCUGCUCAGCAGACCUACUCAAAGAAGGUGCAGAUCCAACAAAAGGUCAAUCCCAUGGCUCAGAUGACUUUUACCCUCAAGCAGAAACCCUCUGGUGGAUUGCCACAGCAAAUGCAGUCACAAAUGAUACCCCUUUCAUCCCAGACAUUGAUGAUGAAUGUUCACCAUGGACAAACACAGGAAUAUGUUAUCGAACCCAAAUACUUUCCAGUAAAGAAAGUGAUUUCAAGAGAACAAUCUACAGAGAGUUCGAUACCUUUAAGAAUGAGCCAUGAUCCACUUGCUUCAUCUUAUCAGUUGGGAAAUCACACAGGACGUAUCAAGGUGGUCUUCACACCCAGCAUCUGUAAGGUGACUUGUAAAAAAGGCACCUGUCAAAACAGCUGUGAGAAAGGAAACACUACUACCCUGAUUAGUGAAAACGGACAUGCUGCUGACACCUUGACAGCACCCAACUUCCGAGUAGUUAUUUGCCAUCUUCCAUGUAUGAACGGGGGCCAGUGUAGUUCUAGAGAUAAAUGCCAAUGUCCUCCUAAUUACACUGGUAAACUUUGCCAGAUCCCAGUGCAAAGCAGCAGUACUCCAAAACUCUAUCAUAAUCCACAGCAAGCAAGCAAGGCUGUGGGAUCACAUGUCAUCCAUUCUAUGCAUACUUUACCACUGACUAUGCCUGGGCAGCAAGGAGCAAAAGUGAAAUUUCCUCCUAAUAUUGUAAACAUUCAUGUGAAACAUCCCCCUGAAGCUUCAGUGCAGUUCCAUCAAGUUUCACGAAUUGACAGCUCAUCUGCAGCACAAAAAACAAAACCAUCCCAGUCAGGACAUUCCCAGGUUUCUUAUCAAAGUCUACAAUUUCAGAAGACUCAGAAAGGACAUUCACCCUAUUCACAUCAGCAGCCAAUUUCUCACAUAUAUCCAAUUUCUGCUAAAACUCAGCUUGGGCGAUGCUUCCAGGAGACUGUUGGGACCCAAUGUGGAAAAGCACUUCCUGGUCUUUCAAAACAAGAAGAUUGCUGUGGUACUGUAGGUACUUCCUGGGGUUUUCAUAAAUGCCAGAAAUGUCCAAAGAAACCAGUUUACUCUGGAUAUAGCCCAGUGGUGGAUUGUCCACAAGGUUACAAAAGAAUUAAUGCUACUUUUUGUCAAGACAUUAAUGAAUGCCAACUGCAAGGGGUAUGCCCUAAUGGUGAGUGUUUGAAUACCAUGGGCAGCUAUAGGUGUACCUGCAAGCCGGGAUUUGUGCCAGACCCCACACUUUCCAGAUGCAUCCCUGAUAAUGCCAUGGUCACUGAAGAGAAAGGGCCCUGCUACCGGUUUGUCAGUGCAGGAAAGCAGUGUAUGCACCCUCUCUCUGUUCAGCUCAGCAAGCAGCUCUGCUGUUGCAGUGUUGGCAAGGCCUGGGGCCCCCACUGUGAGAAAUGUCCCCUUCCAGGAACAGCUGCUUUUAAGGAAAUCUGCCCUGGUGGAAUGGGCUAUACGGUUUCUGGCUCUCAUAGAAACAAGCUAUACCAUCACCCUGCAGUUAGAGUUCAGCCACCUGUCAAAGGCAAGACCCAGAUUACUCAACAUGUUGCUAAAGGUACUUCUCCUCCACCUCUCCCAGCAAAGGAAGAGCCAGUGGAGGCACUGACCAUCUCACAGAAAAGUGAGCCCGAGGUGGCUGUGCGAGAAGUAGUAGUUGAAAAAACCUCUCCUCCCAUGCCUGUUGAAGUUGGCCCAGAGGUCUCUACUUCAAGUGCUAGUCAAGUAAUAGCACCAACUCAGGUUACAGAAAUCAACGAGUGCACCGUGAACCCUGAUAUCUGUGGAUCAGGACAUUGUGUUAACUUGCCUGUUGGAUAUACCUGCUUCUGCUAUGAAGGAUACAGACUUAAUGAUCAACAAACAAAAUGUUCUGAUAUUGAUGAAUGUUCUCAGACUCCCCAACUUUGUUCCCUUGGGCGCUGUGAAAAUACAGAAGGAAGCUUCCUCUGCAUUUGCCAGGCAGGCUUCAUGGCCAAUGAACAAGGAACAGACUGUAUUGAUGUUGAUGAAUGUGCCAGACCACAUACCUGUGGGGAAGGCCUUUGUGUAAAUACCCUUGGUUCGUAUAUAUGUGAAUAUUGUGAAAGAGGGUUCCGAAUGGACAGAAGAGGACAGUGUGAAGAUAUUGAUGAAUGCUCAGUUCCACAUACUUGUCCAGAUGCACAGUGCCUUAAUACUCUUGGUUCUUACCAAUGUGUCCCUUGCAGAGAUGGGUUCCGAGGCUGGAAUGGAAAGUGUCACGAUAUAAAUGAAUGUCAGUACAGCAGUCUCUGCACAAAUGGGCAGUGUGAAAACCUUGAGGGCUCUUUCCGAUGUCUUUGCAGCCAAGGUUAUCAACUGUCUCAAGAAGGAGAUCAGUGUGAAGAUGUGAACGAAUGUCUGCAGCAACAACAGCUCUGUGCAAAUGGACAAUGCAGAAACAUAGCCGGAUCCUACAGAUGUCUUUGUGGCCAAGGCUACCAACUGUCAUCCACAAAAGACUAUUGUGAAGAUAUUAAUGAAUGCCAAGAAGUCCAUAAUAUUUGCCGUGGAGGGAACUGCAUUAACACCAAAGGUUCUUAUGAAUGUACUUGUCCAAGUGGCUUUCAUCUAAUACCCUCCAGAGGUUGCCAAGACAUCAAUGAAUGUUCGGGAACCAAUCUCUGUUUACCGCAUGGGGAAUGUUUAAAUACAGAAGGCUCUUUCCAUUGUAUUUGUGAACAAGGUUUUACGGUUUCUGGACAAGGCCAGACAUGUGAAGAUAUAGAUGAAUGUGCCAACAAUACUGUAUGCGGCAAUCAUGGGUUCUGUGAAAAUUCUGCUGGCUCCUAUCGCUGUCUUUGUUACCAGGGUUAUCAAUAUCUGCAGGAUGGGCAAGGGUGUGUAGAUGUAAAUGAAUGUGAAAUGCUGAGUGGAGUGUGUGGGGAAGCUCUGUGUGAAAAUGUAGAAGGCUCCUUCCUGUGUCUGUGUUCUGAUGAAAACCAGGAGUACGAUCUAACGACUGGACAAUGUCGCUUCCGCUCCUCACCAGAUGUAACAGUAGGCACCAAGGAACCAGCAGAUGAAAAGAAGGAAUGCUACUAUAAUUUAAAUGAUGCAAAUUUCUGUGAUAAUGUCCUAACAUCCAAUGUUACCAAACAAGAAUGCUGCUGUACUUUGGGUGCUGGCUGGGGUGAUAACUGUGAAAUAUUCCCAUGCCCUGUGCUUGGAAGUGCUGAGUUUACUGAACUGUGCCCUGAAGGGAAAGGAUUCAUACCCUCUGAAGAUCUAUCCUACGGAGCCAUUACAGAAACUUACAAAGAUGCAGAUGAAUGUCAGCUCUUUGGACAAGAGAUAUGUAAGAAUGGCUUCUGUUUAAAUACACAGCCAGGGUACGAGUGUUACUGCAAACAAGGCACAUACUAUGAUCCUGUUAAACUGCAAUGCUUUGAUACAGAUGAAUGUCAAGACCCCAAUAGCUGUAUCGAUGGCCAGUGCAUCAAUAACGAAGGAUCUUACAGCUGUUUCUGUACCCACCCAAUGGUCCUGGAUUCCACAGAAAAGCGAUGUAUCAAACCAGCAGAAUCUAGUGAACAAACUGAAGACACUGAUGUCUAUCAGGACCUUUGCUGGCAACAUCUGAGUGACGAUUUUGUUUGUAGCCGGCCUCUUGUUGGAAAGCAAACUACUUAUACAGAGUGCUGUUGUUUAUAUGGUGAAGCAUGGGGUAUGCAGUGUGCCCUCUGUCCCAUGAAGGACUCAGAGGAUUAUGCCCACUUGUGCAACAUUCAAGUUCCUGGAUCACGGAGGCCAUAUGGGCAGGAUGCAUUGGUUGAUUUUGGACAGGAGCACUACAGUCCAGAAACUGAUCCAUACUUCGUGGAGGACCGUUUCCUGAACAGCUUUGAGGAGUUGCAAGCAGAAGUAUGUGGCAUUCUGAAUGGAUGUGAAAAUGGACGCUGUGUAAGAGUCCAGGAAGGGUAUACCUGUGACUGUUUUGAUGGCUACCAUUUGGACAUGGCCAAAAUGACAUGUGUUGAUGUGAAUGAAUGUAAUGAACUAAAUAACAGGAUGUCUCUCUGCAAGAAUGCCAAGUGCAUUAACACAGAAGGAUCGUACAAAUGUGUGUGUCUGCCUGGCUAUGUCCCUUCAGACAAGCCUAACUACUGCACACCCCUGAACUCAGAUACAGACAGCGAACUGGAAUAAGAGAAGCAGUAGUUGCCAUGUAACUUUAAGCCCAUAUACUCUGCACUGUAUAAAGAAAAGAAAAGAAGCAUAUUUAACUUGAGUUAAGGAUGCUCCUAAUCCAGAGUUUGGCUGUAUAUGGAAAACAAGUAUUAAAACAUAUCUUUGGAAAAAUGAAAAAUAAUGUGUUAAUUUACAUCAACUUCACUAAAGCGCCAGACCAAAUGGACACAUUUUCCAUGUAUGGAAGAAAUAAUGAAGUAUAUAGUGUGUUCAUAAGUAAAGUUCAUACGAGUAAGCAAACUAUGCUAUUAAUUUUUUUUUGAACAGAAAACGUUUUUUAACUAUUGCUUGAUUUAUUUGACAUUUAAUUAGUUGUGAAAAUAUUUUAUAUUACUUGUUGAUUUAGCAGUUCUUUGUCUGCUGUUUCUUUGGACGCUUCUCUUCCCACCUUGAUGCAAUUGCAAUAGAAACAAUUUUCUAAACACAAGGUAAUGGCUCAUCUUUGUCUGGAACAUUGGCCAGUUACUUUUUAAAAUUCCUUAUUGUCUGCCCUGUGGAGCAGGCUCUGUUUUCUUUUUUUUAAAGAAGUGCACACAUCAUCGAGAGAAAUCCUAUAUAUUAAUUUUGUAGUCCAUGUGGCCUUUUUACUGCACUUAACAUACCUUAGGACCUGCCUUGCUGCGUUUCAAAGCUGCUAGAGGAUGACCAUUGGAUACCUUUUGUGCAUCGUAACAAAAGAUCUGAGUGCCUGUCUGCAUUUGAAUGUGUAAAUUGAACACAGAUUUUGUAUUGAUUACUCUUACGUAUUAAACCUGUAUAUUAAAACUCAAUAAAAACUACCGUUUUUUAGAAAAA
Molecule: messenger RNA, 5186 nt
Organism: Sphaerodactylus townsendi
Lineage: Eukaryota; Metazoa; Chordata; Lepidosauria; Squamata; Sphaerodactylidae
Gene: LTBP1
Product: latent transforming growth factor beta binding protein 1
Exons: 29
Coding region: 27-4349 (1440 amino acids)
Molecular function (GO): calcium ion binding
Source: RefSeq, a predicted model, not a curated record